AAUCUGUCCUCCAAGUGUUCCUUUAGUCGCGGGCUAUUCGGUAGUGUUUUCAAAUGAGUAAAGUCAAUCAAGAGUCAUUGGAGGGUUACAAUCCUUUUUCUGAUCCUACCCCAAGAUAUGAAUCUUUAACACCUGAAACUAACGAAUUAUCUCCAGAUAAUCGAAAUAAAAAUUAUGUUUUUGAUAUUCCCCCACCACCAAUACCACCUACGGAAAUGUAUUCACCAUAUGCAAAAGCUACCGCUGGUGGUGGUAAUGAAAGUGUCUUAGCCUUGGAACGUAGACAAGCUGAACUUGAAGCUCGUGCAGCCGAAUUAGAUCGUCGAGAGAAAGAACAACAAGCUCGUGUGAAUGCAAUUCAUUCAGGUCCAAGUCCACAUAAUUGGCCACCGUUCCCUCCAUUCUGUCCAUGCAAACCAUGUGUUCGACAAGAUUUUGAAAAUGAUAUUCCAUUUGAUUGUCGAUGGAUGGCUAAAAUGGGCUAUGGAAUUUGGUUGGGUUAUGCUAUCUUGUUAAUAUUCAAUAUGUUUGGAGCACUAGGCUAUUUUAUUGUUGGUAACGGUGCAGCUGAAGGACCAUUGUUUGGUGCAUCAAUUUUAUUAGUGCUUGUUAUGCCACCUAUCAGCUUUUUCGGAUGGCAUCGACCUUUGUAUAAAGCAUUAAGAUCAGAUAGUUCAGCGAAUUAUUUAUUAUUUUUCCUUUUCUUUUCUGGACAAACCGUUAUUAUUUUGAUACAAUGCCUUGGAAUUGAUUAUCUUGGAUCAUGUGGUUGGAUUAAUGGUAUAAAAACUAUCAAUCAUAAUGAUGGUGUUGGUGUUCUCAUGUUAUUGAUUGCUACAAUGUUCAGUAUACUUGCAGGAUUUUGUACUUUCCUGUUAUUUAAGGUUCAUAGAUAUUAUCGAUCAUCUGGAGCAAGUUUACACAAGGCAAAAUUAGAAAUGGCCAAUGCAGGAGUAUUUGAACGUUCCGGAGGAUUUGGUGCAAUGCCAUAAUUGAAGAAAGAAAGAACUAAGGAAGAAAAAAAAAGACAAUAAUAAACUAGUAAACAGGCAAUUUCUAUAUUAAUCAGUUUACUUGUAAUACAAUUUAAUCAAUAUGGACAUAUUCUGCCCUUAUAUAUCUAUCCUUAAAACCUCCAGUGAUAUCUUAUUUUCUUUUCUCUUUUCUGUUCUGUUUUCUCCUCUUUUCUCUAUGCACAAUGUUUGUUGUUGUUUUUCCCUGUUUUUUUUUUUAAAAAAAUUUUAGCUGUGAUUGUUUUUGUUAAGUUUUACAUGUAAAGAAUAAAUAACCAAAUUAAACUAACUAACUAACCAACUAACGUGUAACUAACCAAUGGCUGCGAGAUUGUUUUUUUUUAUUAUUAAAGGAAAUUCAUCUAUUUCCAAUCAUAAUUGCUCAUAUAUCCAUAUCAACACCAACCCUCACACACAUACACACACACAUGCUCAUGCACAGUUUAAUAUUAACAUGACAAGUACUUCUCUGUUUUACGUUUUUUUUAUUGAUAUAUUGGAAAAAAGAAAGAACUAAUCAUCUCUUUGUCUUCUUCUUCUUCUUUUUUUGUAACCAUGGGUGUAUGGGUAGUUUUCUUCUGUAUACUCAUAGUUGUUGUAGUCUAUGAUCAUCGACUUGGUUUACCUUCACCAUGAUUACUACUACUACUACUACUCUUUUUCUCUGUUUCAAUCUGUCCAUUAUAUAUGAGUGUUUUUAAUAUGAUUCAGCUUUAGUUAGUGUGUUUGUUGGUUAAAUCAAAUGGAUUGUAUGGUAUUUUCACACACAUACAUACAUACAAACAAAAAAAACUUGUUUCAUCAUGUGUAUUUGUUCUUUUCUUAACCCGUUUCCUUCUUUUUAUUAUUAUCGUCAUGUAUUAACUUGACAGAAUUAAAACUAAAUGAAAAUAAUUCAUAAGAUUUGUUUCUAUAAGGUUUGUUUUAUUACUUACUUCAAUACAUUAUUAUUAACUUUGUUC
This is a messenger RNA of Schistosoma spindalis, 1975 nucleotides long. Lineage: Eukaryota; Metazoa; Platyhelminthes; Trematoda; Strigeidida; Schistosomatidae. The record is from the annotation of a GenBank genome assembly.